Messenger RNA from Mercenaria mercenaria, 3118 nucleotides. RefSeq lists its product as uncharacterized. The transcript is spliced from 5 exons. Lineage: Eukaryota; Metazoa; Mollusca; Bivalvia; Venerida; Veneridae. Gene Ontology annotation, molecular function: protein binding; GTP binding. Bases 167 to 2209 code for a protein of 680 amino acids. The record is from RefSeq and is a predicted model, not a curated record.
CCAACAUUCAAACGCAAUUAAUCAUAUAGCACUGGAGUAUACAUGUGUUCACAAAUUGUAAAUACAUUUGCACAAAUAAAAUAUGAAUGGAAUAUCUAAAACACAAAUGUAGUAAACAGGUACAUACAUGAACUUUUGAUCAAGUCACAGCGAGAAAUACGAAGAUAUGCAGGUAGUAGAAAAAUGUGAUCCUUGUAUGAUACUGAAAAAAACAUCAUUUGCAAAACACAUUUGUGUCGCCUGCGAAGAGAAAUUAUGUGAAGAGUGUGUGAAGGACCAUGCGAGAAGAAAAGCUACUGCAUUCCACACACCGAUUGCAAUUCCUAAUACAACGGAGUGUCCAGGAAAACCUAGACCCUUAGACAUACUUUCUGAUAAUAUCACUUUAUCGUGGGAGCCACCGUUAGUUUUCGGAGAUGAUGACUAUUAUCAGAUCAGCUACAAGGAAAUUGGCUGUGACAGAAGAUGGAGAUAUUUUCCUGGCGAAUACAAGGAAACAACCGCUACAUUGUCAAAAUUGAAAUCUAAUGCCUCUUUCGUCUUUCGUGAUAGAGCUGUAUAUUUAGAUAGAGAGGGACCUUACAGCGCAGAGAGCGAUGCUUUGACUACAUGUCAGUCUCCUGCAUUUCGUUUUGCAACCGUUUCCACAAACGAAUUGAAUGCUGACUCCUCUCCAACAAUAUUUCCAGUACCCGUGACCGAGACAACGUCAGAAAGGCAUAAAGCCGGGAAAAUACGGACAUUUGAAAUUGGUGAACCUCUAGUAAGGAUAGACAAGUCUAAAACAAUUAUACUGGUUGGAGCUACGGGAAGUGGUAAGAGUACUCUCGUUGACGGAUUAAUCAACUAUGUGCUAGGCGUUAAUUGGGACGAUACAUACAGGUUUACCGUUAAAGUUGUUACUAAAGGGGACGCAGAGAGAAGGGAAAACAAGGCCUUAAGCCAGGAAGACUGGAUAACAUGUUAUACACUUAAUCCCGAAAAUGGUAGUCGCCUUAGCUAUCAACUAAAUAUAAUAGACACCCCUGGAUUCGGUGAUAUACGUGGUAUGGAAAGAGAUCAAGCAAUGGUCGAUCAAGUGCGAAUAUUGUUUUCCGAGGAAAAACCGGAAGGUAUCUCAAAUAUUGACGCUGUCUGCUUUCUUUUAAAAGCACCUGAUGCUAGGCUAACUUUACCUCAGAUGUAUAUAUUUCAGUCAGUGAUGUCACUUUUCGGUAAUGAUGUAGAAAGGAAUAUAUGUUCUUUAAUUACGUUUGCCGAUGGGAAAGAGCCACCAGUAUUGGCUGCAAUGAAAGCAUCCGGACUGCCAUUCGGUUGUACGUUCGCUUUUAAUAACUGUGCCCUUUACGCAAAAAAUGUAAAGUUAAGUAAUGCAAGUUUGUCGCCAAUGUUCUGGGAUAUAAGUGUUUCAGGUUUCCGUAGUUUCUUUGAAUACCUGGACGGAGUCGAAAGCUGCAGUCUUGAAAAAACUAGAGAUGUUCUGCGUGAGCGGUCAAAAUUAGAUGCUGUUGCCAAGAAACUACAGCCGCUUAUUGACUCCGGGCUUUUGAAAACAGGCCGCCUACGUCAAGAACAAAACGAAAUAUCAGAAACCAGGCGUUCACUUGAGCGUAACAAAAACUUUGAAAUUGAGGUCACAGAAGAACAACAAAGAAAGCGGGAUUUGCCGAGGGGACAGUAUGUAACAAAUUGUCUACACUGUAACAUAUCGUGCCAUGUCAAUUGCACAUGUUCUAUUGCGGAUAAGGCUAAAUGUAGUGUUAUGAAUGCUUAUGGCUAUUGUAAUUUUUGUCCUGGUAAAUGCCAUUGGCAACAUCAUGCUACUACUCCAUAUAUAUUUGAAAGGGUUACUGUAAAGGUGAAGAAAACGUAUCCUGAAAUGCAACAAAAAUAUUUUGAACAAACUCAAAGACUGUGUUCGCAAGAAAUUCUCGUCAAGAAUCUUAAACAAGAACUGAACGAUAUAUUUGAUAACUCACAAGGUCUGAUGGCUGAAUUUCAAAAAUGUACGAACAGACUAAAAGAAAUAGCUUUGCAAGGAAACCCUUUCGUGAUGUUAGAAGAGCAUUUAGAUGUAUUACUUGAAAAUGAGAAAUUAGAAAGAAAAGAGGGUUUUAUGCAGAGAAUAUCACUUUUAAAGGAAAUGCAGAAAAGAGCAUGCAUGCUUCAGUAUUUCGAACAGUUUCAAGAAGAGUCAAAAAAGUUGUAGUUACACUGUUGAAUGGCAUGGACGUUUAUUUCAGUUUGAAAGAAAAUCAUGUGCGUGCAAAGGAACAAAAGUUAUGAUCUAUCAUUCAAUCGUAUCAGAAAAAUUACUUUAUUUUAGUAAAAGGUAUUAAGAUCUACGAGGGAGUUCAAUAAAUACCCAGAAAGGUUCUCUCAUUUCUUUAUGUGUCAUGAUAGAUCUAUAAAACUGUUAUGUAAUGUAAAUAAGGGAAUUUUUAGUCAUAUUGUCUUGGACAAAUGGUAGAUAAAUGUUAGUCAACGUGUCAAUGUCAUUUGACGCUCUCCGGCCCAAUUUUCUCUUUUUUAUUUUGCAUUCGCUAAAACAUUACUCGCCAUUUGCUAUUUUUUCACGUUACAUGUUUUAAAGACAGUGAAUAUUUUCGUGAACUGUAAGCAUUUCGCCAAUAACGUCAAAUUUUAAACUUUAAGAUGACACUAUUAAAGUAUUUGGCAGGUAUGUUGUUUUGGCCAUCGCCUGAAAAUCAGUGUAUAACGAAGAUAUGCGAUAACAUUGUGUGUUUUAAAUCAAAUAUCAAGGAAAGAGACAUAAGGUUUAAGUGGCAAUGACCUGCAUAAAACAAUAUAUUAGAGGUAUGGGUAGGGUCAAAAGUGGCCAGGAGAAAAUCGCUGACGGCUCAGGAUUCAGAUGUCAGAGGGCAAUAACGAAGUUAAACCGCCCCUUGAUAUGUAUCGGUGCAUCAUAAUUCAGUGUCCCGCUUCAUCAAAACCACAGAAAUAUUAUAUGAACAGUUCUUACAUGUAUUUUUACUUGUUACAUGUACAUCGUUGUAUUUGUUUAUCGAAUGCAUUCUGUGAAACAAUUAUACUAUAUGUAUUAGAUUUGUUUGAUAUUACAGUGGCUUAGAAAAAGUAAAUAAAUAUGUUCAUAUUC